CUCCCCAAUUUCAUUUUAUCAAAUAUUUUCGUCUGCUGUUGGUGAUGUUGACAGAUGAAUGAAGUACAAUUGCAUGCGCCAACAAUUACCCGUGCUAUGUUAUUUCUCUUGUAGUUUAAAUUGGGAAAAUAUUCUUUCAAAAUGCCUGUUAGGUUACGACGUACGAAAAGUAUAAGCUUAGCUCAAGUUGAAGGUGAAAAUCUAAAAGAACGGCGACUGAGAGCUACUUUGCCGGACCAACCUAUUCACAAGCAACGAGACUCUUUGUUGAGUUCAUCUAGUGGCUAUACCAAUUAUAGAGGUUUUUUAAACUUGUGUAUCAUUCUUUUGGUACUUUCAAAUGCUAGACUCGUAUUGGAAAAUAUAAUGAAGUAUGGGAUACUAGUUGAUCCUAUUCAGUGGGCAAAUCUUUUUAUAAACAAUCCUACUGAAUCACCUUCUGUCCUUCUAUUAUUUAGUUUACUUAUUUUUCCAUUGUCAUCACUUGGUAUUGAAAAAUUACUUGCAAAUGGCUUCAUUGGAGAAAUGUUUGGUUUCAUGCUAGUAGUUAUUCUUUUAAUCAUUGAAUUAACUGCACCACCUGUCAUUGUCUACCUUACAAACUGUCAAGCAGUUGCAGCCUCAAUUGUACUGGGAUAUGUCAGUGUGGUUUUUUUAAAACUAGUGUCAUAUCAUAUGGUUAACUUUUGGUGUAGAGAAAGUCUUUCAAAAAAAGUCAUACCAGACAAACGUAUUCGCAGACGUAGUGUUUCAUCUGACAGACAACGAAAGGGUCAUGUGAUAGCAAAUGGGGAUCUCGCAAGUAGUAUUGUUACAUAUCCUGAUAACUUGACUUUAAAGGAUAUGAUGUACUAUCUGUUUGCUCCAACUUUAUGUUAUGAACUGAAUUUCCCACGAUCUUCUCGCAUUAGGAAGAGGUUUCUUGUUAAACGAGUUUUAGAAAUGGUUUUCUUGAUUCAAAUUAUUUUAUGUUUGCUGCAACAGUGGGUAGUACCAACAAUCAACAACUCAUUUAAGCCUUUACAAGAAAUGGACUACUUUCGAAUGAUUGAAAGAUUACUAAAACUAGCUAUCCCAAAUCAUUUUAUUUGGCUUUUAUUAUUUUAUUGGCUGUUUCACUCUUCCUUAAAUGUAGUUGCAGAAAUAUUAAAGUUUGGAGACAGACAUUUUUAUAAUGAUUGGUGGAAUUCUGAAACUGUUGACUACUUUUGGCAAAACUGGAAUAUUCCUGUACAUAAGUGGUGUGUCAGACAUCUAUAUAAACCAAUGUUAAGAUUUGGUUUUACCAGGAGGCAAGCUGCAAUUGCUGUGUUUUUUGUGUCUGCUUUCUUUCAUGAGUAUCUGGUGAGUGUUCCUUUAAAGAUGUUUAAGCUUUGGGCUUUCUUUGGUAUGCUUGCUCAACUGCCUUUCUCAAUAGUUGUUGAAAAAUAUUUCCAUAAUCAGUAUGGUAACGUGGCUGUUUGGAUUUCUUUACUUAUUGGCCAGCCGCUUUGCAUUCUUAUGUACUACCAUGAUUAUUAUGUGAUAAAUUUUAAAACUGCUGACGUUUGAUUAUGUUGUAGUACACAAGGUUGUGGAAUAAUUCAAAACAGAGCUCUAUAUUUUUAUAUGAAUGAAUUAUUGAUUUUAUGAUGUAACUAAUGUGAUAACACUAAUUAAAAUAGUUUUGAUACAAUUUUAUAACAGUUUAAUGAAUUGUUAAAUAGUUGCAAGUAAUUCUGAUUUUUAUCUCCUUUUUUAAAAAUCUUUCCUAUUAUGUGCUCAAAUAUUGUUCAAAUAAAUUUUUAUUAUAAUCAAUACUAUUUAAAGUUAAAUGAGAAGAAAUUUUAAAGUCACUUAUGUGAAUUUAUCUAAAUUGUAAAAGAUUAUAUCCUGUGUUAGGUGCUCAAAUAUUAUUCAAAUAAAUUUGUAUUUCAAUUAAUUUAUAAAGUUAAAUAUGAAGGUAAAUCACUAAUGUGAAUAUAUCUUUUUAUAAAUAUAUCUUAAGUGUUAAUAUAUUUUAAUAAUUUUGUCUUGCAAUUAAUGUAUAAAGUUAGGCAUAUUGAAAUUUUUUUAAAAAUUCAUUUAUGUCUUGAUUGCUAUCUUAUGUCAUAUGCAUAUUUUCGCACAUUUUGUUGUAUCAUACCCAUUAUCAUGUAUCUUAGACCAAAGAUGAGUAUCAUCUAAACAUAAUGAACUUUGUAUUUUAAUUUUUCAAAUUCUGUCAUUUUCCUUGUAAAUCAGUUUGUCAAUUGUGUAUUUGUAUUGUUUUGUUUUCAUUUUUUUUCUUUAGUAUGACUAUUUAGGAAAUUUAAUAUUGAGCUAAUAUUUAAUGGGUUACAAGAAAAAUAUUUCUUUAAAACAGUUUAUGAAAAGGUCGGUUUCUUAAAUGCUUGAGUUUCUGAUUCGACCUUUCUAUCUUGACUAUGACUUUCUAUUAACUAUUUCUAUUGAGUUUUAUUUGUAAAUUUAUCUCCAAUUUGAUAUUUUAUUUAAUAGAUACAUUCUAAACAACUAUUGUAUUUAAUAAGUUAAUAGUUUCAUCAUAAAAAUGUUUUAAAAUAGCUUUAGAAUAUAAUGUUCACAUGUUUGGAAUUAGAAUCAACAUCUUUAUUUAUCUACAAAUGCUUGAGCUUCUCCUUCAAUAUUUUAGUUUUAUUUGUGCUUAAUUUUUCUUAGUAUGAUUUGAAUUUCAGCAGUUCAUGUAAUAUGCUGGAGAAAUUUUAGGUACGUUUAAUCAUGUUUAUACAACUGCACUUAUUGACUAAUGCGCAAAUGUUUGAGCUUCUGUUUCAAUAGUUAUCUUUUAACUGUUUUAUUUUCUUUAUUAUUACUUAUCUAAUUAUCUUCAUUAUAUUUGUAGUUCCUAUAUUAAGAUUUCUUUCAGACUAUCAUGCAAACAUUUAGCUAACUUUCCAGAAGUAAGUCUGAUAAGUUGAGUGUAAUUAAAAACUAUCAAAUUAAUUUAAGAUUAUAUAUAUUUCUGUGGCAUCAAAUGUAUUCAGUUUGAAAUAUUGAUCAGUAUUUCUAAUUGGUAUUUUAUUCCUGAGGCAUAAUUUGUCAUAAUGACUGCACUAUAUUAAACUGUUUUCAUAAAAGAAAAUUUUUUGUUGCAAUAUUGCUCAUUGUCAAUUCCAUUAAUUAAAAGUUAUGACUAAUACAUUCCAGUAUUUGCUCAUUACCUUUGUGUAUAUUUCUGUUUUUCUAUAUUUACUAAAUGUUUCUUUUGAUGUUGUAGUUGUAAUUCCUCCAUCCCUUUCUAGAAAGUUUUUCUUUUGAACAUUCAUAGUUUAUUACUGUAGUUCCUAAAAUAUUUUUUGUAAUGUUUUUAAAAUUUGCAUUUGUUUGUACUUAAUUUCUCAUUAGUAUACUUUUUUUCUGCAUUUUUUGAAAAUAUGCAAAGUUAAAUUGGAGUAGUUUUUUUUAUAUUUAGUUUAUGAGUAUAUUUCACUAACAAAGUAUUAGAUGUGUUAUAGUAUGUUUAAAAUCAACAAUAGUACAAAAAAAGAAAACUUGAAAUUUUUUGCAUUAAUUUUAGUAUAAUUUUUAAAAUACGCUAUAUUAAUAUUUACAUUUUUUUUUAAAAUUUUAUAUAAAUUUUGGUAGGAGUAAAAUUUUUAUAUCUAAUAAAAUUAGCAAAUCCUUAUUAAUAGCAAUAAAAUUAGCAAAUCCUUAUUUUUUUCCUUAAUUCAUAUUUGACUACGGUUUUUUUUGUCGCUUUAAAGUAGACUGAAUCAAAAAUAUUUAAGUUAGUGUUAAUAAAUAGCUUAUUAUCUGGUUAGUUAUGAAAAAUUUUCAGAUUUUUGUGCAUUUAUUAUAUCUUUAUCAUACCUGUUAAUCUUAUUCUUGAAUUUCAUCUUCGAAGUGAUAAAUCAUUUAUAUAUUUGAUAAUAGAAUUUAUGUGAUAUAUAUAUAUAUAUAUUUCAGGAAUUAUGUUGAAACUUCUCUAAUUUGUAAAUGUGAUUUUGUGUAGUCUUUUUGGGUGAUAAAUGUGCCAAAUUGUUGAAUUUUUGUAUUCUAACAUAAUGUAAAAACGUUCAAUUUUUAUAGGAUUUUUCAAUUUGAAUAUCACUUAUGUAUCUUUAAUGACAUCCAUUUAUAAAUUUUGUAAAAUUUUUAGGCUCAAAAUAAAAUUUUAAAGCAUAUACUUUGUUUACAUAUGUGCUUUACAUUCAUUGUAUGUAAAUAUAUUUUUAUAAUCUGCAUAAAAUAUAUUUUUUAAGUAAAGUAAAAUCAUUUUUUAUGUGGAAAAUCAUUUUUUACCUUCUUAUAAAUUGUAUUUAAAAAAUUUUGUCAAAUAAACUAUAUAUUCUUAAAAUUUUAA
This is a messenger RNA of Parasteatoda tepidariorum (common house spider), 4303 nucleotides long. RefSeq names its product diacylglycerol O-acyltransferase (gene mdy). Gene Ontology annotation, molecular function: diacylglycerol O-acyltransferase activity. The record is from RefSeq and is a predicted model, not a curated record. Gene Ontology annotation, cellular component: endoplasmic reticulum membrane. Gene Ontology annotation, biological process: triglyceride biosynthetic process. NCBI's taxonomy places the organism in Eukaryota, Metazoa, Arthropoda, Arachnida, Araneae, Theridiidae.